Messenger RNA from Cephus cinctus (wheat stem sawfly), 951 nucleotides. RefSeq lists its product as uncharacterized. The transcript is spliced from 3 exons. Bases 144 to 854 code for a protein of 236 amino acids. The record is from RefSeq and is a predicted model, not a curated record. Lineage: Eukaryota; Metazoa; Arthropoda; Insecta; Hymenoptera; Cephidae.
CCCUGAUAUAUAAAGAAAAGAGGAUGGGACUAAGGGUAAGUCCUUGUGGCAAGCCUUUGUGAGCAGACCUGGAGCCAGUCAGGUUACCAUUGAUCUUGAAGAAGACGUUCCUUUCUGAGAUAAUAUUAUAAAUAAUACGACAAAUGGGUUCGGGUAUACCUAUAGAACAUAAUUUACUAAUUAAGAUGGAGGGAAUGACCUCGUCGAAAGCGCCUAAAAUAUCGAGGAACACUGCAACCGUAUAUUCGCCCUCAGCGAAACCGUUGUACACUUCAGAUGACAAUAGUGCCAGAUUAUCCGUAGUAGAUCUGGCCUUGCGAAAACCGAACUGCGAGGAUGGGAUAAGUGAAUGGUGUUCAGCCCACCAUGAGAGCCUAGCGAGGAUGAGACGUUCAAAAAGUUUCAACAUACAUGAAGCAAGGGCUAUGGGCCGGAAUUUACCGGGAGUUGAUUUUGGAAUGAAAAAAACGAGAAACUGGCUCCAGCUCUCUGGUAGUACGGAGUCUUUGAGAAAAUCAUUGAAAACUGACAGAAGGGCACGACGAACAUUGACAGAGUCUAGCUCUUUUUCAGUGAAUGGAGAUUCGAGGAAGGAAGAUUUCUUAAAAAGAUGCGAAGCUGGGAAACAUUUAUGUAGUGCUGAACUUGGGCAGAAAGACUUUGUUAAAUCAUGCAGUUUAUUUAAGACCUCGGUAUCAGACGAACAAGAGGGAGUUGGGUUGAGUUGCCUGUGUCGAAAUCUCUUGACUUGGUUCCAAAUAAGGGAGAUAGAAGAGGCCACGAAGUUUGCAUGGUUAAAGGAGCGACGAAGUUGCUGGAGAGCUUGCUUCCUUGCACGGACUGCCGCAUCGUAGCUAGCGUUCCACCAAGGGGAAGGGCCUUCUUUCAUCGAGCGGUUUGGUGAAGUUUUUGGAAUAGCGGUGGGGCAAGCUGCUGUUACCGAGUUUGUUA